CCUCCCACGCCCGAACGUUCCUAGAAGCCUUUGACGGCGUCAUCAGGGGGCUGACGGGUGUGAUGUCAUCAAUAGGGGACGGGUGCCUGCUGCCCCGGCCGCAAGGACAGGUGGUAAAAAUGGCAGAGUGUUCUGGCCUUCAGUUUGUCAGCCCCUACGCAUUUGAAGCAAUGCAGAAGGUGGAUGUUGUGCGCUUGGCAGCACUAAGUGACCCAGAGUUAAGGCUUUUGUUGCCUUGCCUGGUGCGAAUGGCCCUUUGUGCCCCAGCUGAUCAGAGCCAAAGCUGGGCUCAGGAUAAAAAACUUAUCCUUCGACUCCUUUCAGGAGUGGAAGCUGUCAACUCAAUUGUUGCCUUGUUGUCUGUGGAUUUUCAUGCCUUGGAGCAGGAUGCAAACAAAGAGCAACAGCUUAGACACAAACUGGGAGGAGGCAGUGGCGAAAGCAUCUUGGUGUCGCAGCUACAGCAUGGCCUGACCUUGGAGUUUGAGCAUAGUGAUUCCCCUCGUCGGCUUCGUCUUGUGCUGAGUGAAUUAUUGGCAAUUAUGAAUAAGGUUUUGGAGACAAAUGGUGAAUUUUUCUUCAAGUCAUCUGAACUCUUUGAGAGUCCUGUCUAUUUGGAUGAAGCUGCAGAUGUUCUCUGUAUUUUACAAGCAGAACUGCCUUCGCUAUUACCCAUAGUUGAUGUGGCUGAAGCUCUGCUACAUGUUAAAAAUGGAGCCUGGUUCCUGUGUCUCCUUGUGGCCAACGUCCCUGAUAGCUUUAAUGAAGUUUGCAGAGGCUUGAUUAAGAAUGGUGAACGUCAGGAUGAGGAAAGCCUCGGAGGCCGUCGCAGGACAGAGGCGCUUCGUCACCUGUGUAAAAUGAACCCUUCCCAGGCCCUGAGGAUCCGAGGCAUGGUGGUGGAAGAGUGCCAUCUACCAGGCCUUGGGGUGGCUUUGACACUGGAUCACACAAGGAAUGAAUCAUCGGACGAUGGCGUGAGCGACCUGGUAUGUUUUGUGAGCGGAUUACUUCUCGGAACGAAUGCAAGAGUUCGGACGUGGUUUGGGACUUUUAUCCGGAACGGGCAACAGAGGAAAAAAGAGAAUGUCAGUUCUGUGCUUUGGCAGAUGAGAAGGCAGCUGCUCCUGGAGUUAAUGGGAAUCCUUCCCACUGUUCGCAGCACACACAUUGUGGAUGAAGCAGAUGCUGACAUGGAACCAAAUGUAUCUGUGUAUUCUGGACUGAAAGAAGAGCAUGUUGUGAAAGCCAGCGCGUUGUUACGUCUCUAUUGUGCUUUGAUGGGGAUCGCUGGCCUGAAACCAACUGAUGAGGAAGCCGAACAGUUACUUCAGCUAAUGACAAGCCGUCCUCCUGCGACUCCAGCUGGCGUUCGCUUUGUAUCGCUCUCGUUCUGCAUGCUCCUGGCUUUCUCCACCCUCGUCAGUACCCCAGAACAGGAGCAGCUGAUGGUAAUGUGGCUGAGCUGGAUGAUAAAAGAAGAAGCCUAUUUUGAAAGCAUUUCUGGGGUGUCUGCUUCCUUUGGAGAGAUGCUGUUAUUGGUUGCCAUGUAUUUCCACAGUAAUCAGCUGAGUGCAAUCAUUGAUUUGGUUUGUUCUACUUUGGGAAUGAAGAUUGUUAUUAAGCCCAGCUCACUGAGCAGAAUGAAGACCAUUUUUACUCAGGAGAUUUUCACUGAACAGGUUGUCACUGCCCACGCGGUUCGUGUGCCUGUCACAGGAAAUCUGAGUGCCAACAUUACUGGGUUUUUGCCCAUUCACUGUAUCUACCAACUUCUAAGGAGCCGGUCAUUCACCAAACACAAAGUAUCCAUAAAGGACUGGAUUUAUAGACAGCUGUGUGAAACCACCACACCACUCCAUCCUCAGUUACUUCCUCUUAUUGAUGUCUAUAUCAACUCCAUUCUUACUCCUGCAUCUAAAUCCAACCCAGAGGCCACAAAUCAGCCAGUCACAGAACAGGAGAUUUUAAAUGUUUUUAAAGGACUUACAGGGGGAGAAACCGGUCGUGUUAAUCAGCGAUACAGCAUCACAGCCCAGCUGCUUGUCCUCUAUUAUGUCCUUUCGUACGAAGAGGCGCUCCUGGCUAACACAAAGACAUUAGCUGCCAUGCAAAAAAAACCCAAGUCUUACUCUUCAGCACUGAUGGAUCAGAUUCCAAUCAAGUACCUUAUCCGGCAGGCACAAGGGCUGCAGCAGGAACUGGGAGGCUUGCAUUCUGCAUUGCUGCGCCUCCUUGCGACUAACUAUCCGCACUUGUGUAUUGUGGACGAUUGGAUCUGUGAGGAGCAAAUCACGGGCACAGAUGCCUUGCUGCGACGGAUGCUCCUUACCAACACUGCCAAAAAGCAUUCUUCCAAACAACUUCAAGAAGCAUUUUCCAUGCUCCCAGGAAAUCAUACUCAAGUGAUGCAGAUUCUCGAACACCUAACGCUGCUCUCAGCUGGUGAGCUGAUCCCAUAUGCAGAGGUAUUGACAUCGAAUAUGAACCAGCUGCUGAAUCCUGGAGUCCCACGAAGAAUUCUUCAGACAGUCAAUAAGCUUUGGAUGGUCCUUAACACCGUGAUGCCUAGAAGGUUGUGGGUGAUGACUGUUAAUGCAUUGCAGCCUUCGGUAAAGAUAGUCCGACAGCAAAAGUACACUCAGAAGGAUCUGAUGAUUGACCCUCUGAUUGUACUAAGAUGCGAUCAGAGAGUCCACAGGUGUCCUCCUCUGAUGGAUAUUACUCUGCACAUGCUGAAUGGGUAUCUCCUGGCCUCAAAAGCCUAUCUGAGUUCCCACCUGAAGGAAACGGCUGAGCAGGACAUUAGGCCAUCCCAAAAUAAUAUGAUGGGCCCUGAGGCCCCAGAAGUUACCAGAGAGGAACUGAAAAAUGCAUUACUUGCUGCCCAGGACAGUGCUGCUGUACAGAUCCUUUUAGAGAUUUGCUUACCUACAGAAGAGGAGAAAGCGCAGAGCAGCAACUCUCACAGUCUGCUAAAAAAUAUUCAAAGUGCUGCUGCUGCCAUUGAACCUCCGAGUAAGGGUGUGGAAGAAGAGCAAGACAGCCUUUUGUGUAAUCUUCGAGAGGUGCAGUGUCUCAUUUGCUGCCUACUGCAUCAAAUGUACAUUGCAGAUCCCAACAUUGUUAAACUAGUUCACUUCCAGGGUUAUCCAUGUGAACUUCUACCACUGACAGUGGCAGGCAUACCUUCCAUGCAUAUAUGUCUGGAUUUCAUACCGGAGCUCAUUGCUCAACCUGAACUUGAAAAACAGAUAUUUGCCAUCCAGCUGCUUUCAUAUCUGUGUAUCCAGUAUGCAUUACCUAAAUCUCUCAGUGUGGCUCGCUUAGCUAUCAAUGUCAUGGGAACGCUGCUAACAGUUUUAACCCAGACGAAGCGCUUUGCUUUCUUCAUGCCGACCCUGCCUUGUUUGGUCUCCUUCUGCCAAGCCUUUCCCCCGCUGUACGAUGAUAUCAUGUCUCUACUGAUACAGAUAGGACAAGUUUGUGCCUCUGAUGUUGCUACACAGACUAGAGACUUUGAUCCGAUUAUUACACGUCUCCAGCAACUAAAGGAGAAGCCAAAUGAACAAUCAGAACUUUGUAAAGAUUUGUUUUAUAAGCAUGGACUAAAGAACAUGGGAAGCAUGGACCCUGAUGUUCAGUUAUGCCAGUGUAUUGAAAGGACCAUCAUUGAAAUAAUUAACAUGACUGUUAGUGGAGUUUAGGAAAAAACAAAUGAAGUCGUGCUACAGCAAGUAUGAUGUACAGUGUCUAAUGCUGGUAACAGCUGCCAAAGAGGAAUUAGGAAUUGGAUUGGAACCAAGAGUAACUUUCACUUGUUGGACUCUGCACAAAGCUGUGGACUGAUCCUGUCCAAAGAGAAUUCUUAAGGAGACCUGCACUGCUUUCCUUUGACAGCCAAUCUGCCAGUGGUCCUAAAUGAAGACUGUUUCAGUGGAGUUAGGUUGUGAAUUUGUUUUGCUUGGCUUAUGAAGCAAAGAAGGAGCAGGUUUCUAUGUAAUACCUUUCUAAAAAGCAGUCUGUGAAGUAAGCCUGAUGUUUGUUUUAGCAUGUUGACUUUUCCCACCUUGCAGCGACAAGUUUUGGGUAAAACAUGCAGGGAAAAUUGGGAUUGAAAAGCAUUAACUCAAACAGACAAAUGCAACAGAGUCUUGCAAAGCAAGAUGCAAUAAACUCCCUAAAAAGGAGCAUGGAGAAGACUGGAAAACCGCUGUAAGUUGCUUCUGCAGGUUCACCAAGUCUACCGAGAUUAAAAAUCUUUUUAUUCGCUUUUCAGACCACUGCACAAAGUUUGAGGUGAAGAGAUCAGCAACUCUCAAAACGUUAACAAACUCAUUUGCAAGAGAAAGCUUUUAAAAAAUUGGUCAGACAAGUGUGGGAUGACUUUAAAAAAGUCUUGAAAUUAAAACUUUCAACAUACGUUAACACAGUUCAAACAUCUUAUUACAGAACUUUAUUUUUUAUAAUGCUCAAUUAUCUUGAGUGUGUUUUUUAAACUAUUGCUUAGUUUAACAAAGAUGAGAGGAGCCUAAAGCACUAAAUGCAAGAGAUCUCUUGACUUAUCAUCCAGAUAGGAUUUAAAAAUCAAUGUUCUUGAGGCCAAAGUGAUUAAAGCUAAAUUGUCCUGUGAUGAAUGGCUGAUUUUUAACCAUAGCAAAGUGGUUCUAAGAAAAGAGGUAUGUGAUGGAGUGGUGUUCAGUUUGGUGCAUUAAAAGGAUCAAUCCAUCAGUACUUCAUGCACCCAGAGCUUUUGAAAGUAGCGAGUAGUUACUGCAUGCAAGAAAACUGCAGGCUGAGGCCUUUGUUCUCGCCUGCAUUGUGCCUAGUACACCCUUCAGCAAUCUUCUGCAGCCAUGCACAAGCGCUUUUGGUAUAGCAGGGUAAUAGUCUUAACUAAAGCCAUAAAUACAUUAAAGUAAAUGGCUUUAUGUGAGGUGAGGUGAGUGGAGUGUUUCUCGCAGGCAUUUUAUUAAACUUACCAUUCUAAAAGGAUGUUAUAUUAAAAUGACAGCAUCUGUGGUCUUUCACACAGAAAAAAGGUAAAAUAUUCUAUUUGAUUAAAUCUGUUUUUAUUCCCAUGAAGAAAUGGCCUGAUUCUCUUAAACUGUGGCCUUCUCUCUUCUGUAGCUUGUUCUUCAAAGGUAUCAGACAAGUGUGCAGAAAAGCUAAUAUGGAUGUUGUAAAACUAAAUGUACAUUCCAGUAUUAUUUUGGUAUUGAUUGGUCAAAGCCUGCAUUAACAAUGUGUUAAUACAUUUUUAGUAGGAAGGUGGUGUGCUUUUACCAUAUAUAUUGAUGUAAGGUAUGUAAAUAAGUUAAAUUUUAUUUGAUUUUUCUCAAGAUUCUAAUAUUUUAUAUGCUGUAGUGACAUUUUAACAGAAACCUGCUGUAUGUAUGUGUUUUGGAUGGAUUCAUAAACUUUCAAACGGAUUUGUAUGGACUGAAUGCUAAUUUCAAAUUUAAAUUCCUUUCCAAAUUGGAUGUCAGGUUAAGUGAAGCAGUACUUCCCUCAGGCCUCUGGUGCACAGAUUAAAUGGAUUAAAAACUACUGAAUUUCUUUCAAAGUCAGAACUUCCCCUCAUAAAUGGUCCAAUAGCUGAAAGGUUAGAUGUAAUUGCAUUUUAAGUUUAAAAAAAAAAAAAAAAUUACUGACUUCACUAAGUUCAGUCUUUUUUCCCCCCAGUUACUUAUCCGGGGCGGGGGAAACAUGAGUUAGGACUUCCCCCACCCCAUAUCUCUUCAGGAAAGGUUUUCCUACUCUGAAGUCACUAUGGAUGUCAAUGUGUAGACAAUUACACGAUUAAGCCUGGGUUAAUCCUGUCAACUGUACACACUUGCCCCCCUCCUUGCUACCUGUUUUUCAGAAGAAGCAGGAAAGGGGCAAGCAGGAGUCGGUGCUGGGGUGGGGGAGAGGCAGAGGAGGCUGCUGCAAAGAAUAGACUCUGUCCACGGUGACCCGGGCUUGCCGCAGACAGAGGGUGCUCUACAGUCAUAACUCCCUGCAAACAGGGACUGCUGCCACGGAGCAGCUUGUAUCUGGGGAGCUUGGACUGCUCCACAGAUGGGGUGCUGCAGCCUCUAUAUCAGAGGCAGCAAAGCGGGGCAGCAGGCGGGGGCCGGUCUGUGCGGGAUGCAGGUUUUUAACCUGGCUCCCCUUGCUACCCCACACUGCUGCCUCUAAUAGAAGGGGGCUCCCCAAGAGUGGGACUGGGAGUGCACUGGCUGCUAGCCCCACCUCCAGGGACUAUUGAAUAGUCAUGUAACUGCUAACAUUUUGUGAGAUUACAUAACUAUUCAAUUAUACGCUAUCUAACAUCCCUAGAAGGCACUCCUUUCGAGACAAACUGGUGCAUCUCACAGCAUUUCCUAUCAUUAUUUAGGCUCUGAUGAACCAAGUGGAAGAACCAGUAGGAGGGAGCAUUUGGCAGAGGGCUUUCAUCAUUUUACCAAUCAGUCCAGACAAAGACCCUCACUAUCACCUUUGACUGACAUUGCUGAAGGUGCAUUAUCUUGAGUGCCUGAAAUUUCACGUGUUUAAAACACCACACACACCUCAGAUACAACUCUGUGCUGCAAUAAGAAGACGGUUACAUCAUUACGAUUGCCAUGUCACCCCCAUUUGGAGCAUAUCAAUUUUGCUGAGUUGUCAUCUUUUCAGAAUCAGUGUGGAACAAUGUCUCACUUUAUAUAGGAUACCAAGCUAGUCUUUGAAUGACCAAGACUUUUUGUUACUGAUGAUUUGGGCUUGACUUAAACUAUCAUCAUUCAUGUAUCCAUUUGCUAGUCCCUGAGCCAUCCAUUUGUUGCAGUUAUAUUUUUUAAAAAGUGAAGAGCAAUAUUACUAGUGUAUGACUUUAACUGUUUUGUAUUCUAGGAAACCCUCACCAUUCAUGGUGGCACCACUGCAAAUGAUGAAAUUAGUGAAUAGUGGGAGCUGUGGUCUCUGGCCCCUAUGGUGAGUUCCCUGCAGCUCUCAAACUCACAGAGAGUGAAGGGGGUCAUGGGAAACUCACCACAGCUCCUGCCCCCUCAAUCCCUCUUGCCCAGACAGGAGAGCCCCGCACAAACAGGCAGAACUGCAAACAGCGAUUCUGAUAAUUGUGAUGGUCUCCUUGUAGUUUUUAUUUCGCUUAAUUUUUCAUCUCCUAUGCUAAUCCUUUCCAUGGGAUAGGAGGCUAAGGCCCUACACACAAUAUUUGACAAAAUGGGUAGGGAAGGCUGUUGGUAUGAUUAGAGCAUGGAGAGGUGGAAGAUGAAUGUAUCACAAAGUCUGGUUAAUCAAACAGCUAUCUGCACACAGGUGCCAGUUAUCAUACUUAUUGUUCACAUAGUAAUAUGAAGGUAUUUUUACAGAUCUAGUUUAAAAAAAUGGAUGGAUUGAUUGUAGUCUCCGUCCUUGACUGCUAGCCCCCUUUGCCCUCUUCCAUCAAAUAUGCACUUUUGUGUGUAUCUCUCUGAAACAUGAUCUUUUGCAGCACAGCUUUGCUGUUUGUUUUGGCCAGUGUGUGUGGUGGUAGCUCUGUCUCUUCCCUACUCCUAGUUGACUUUAGGAUACAAAUAUAUUUUGUAUGUGAAGUACUGUGCUGUAAUCAACCAACUACAUUGGCUGUUUGACUUUUCUGUUGUUUUUGUAUUACUCU
Molecule: messenger RNA, 7642 nt
Organism: Pelodiscus sinensis (Chinese soft-shelled turtle)
Lineage: Eukaryota; Metazoa; Chordata; Testudines; Trionychidae
Gene: INTS2
Product: integrator complex subunit 2
Biological process (GO): snRNA 3'-end processing
Cellular component (GO): integrator complex
Source: RefSeq, a predicted model, not a curated record